Messenger RNA from Ailuropoda melanoleuca (giant panda), 4302 nucleotides. It is a transcript of the gene SMYD4, whose product is annotated as SET and MYND domain containing 4. The coding region runs from base 353 to 2743 and encodes 796 amino acids. Gene Ontology annotation, cellular component: cytoplasm; nucleus. Lineage: Eukaryota; Metazoa; Chordata; Mammalia; Carnivora; Ursidae. The record is from RefSeq and is a predicted model, not a curated record. Gene Ontology annotation, biological process: heart development. Gene Ontology annotation, molecular function: histone deacetylase binding. The transcript is spliced from 11 exons.
UGAGGGCGGGGCCUGAGCUGUGGGGCGCACCAGGGAUGACGCGAUCUCUUUCUCUCAGCUCGAGUUCCAGUCCCUGAAGGUUUUCGAGACGGUUCUCGGAAAAAAACCUGGCUGGGCCUUUGGCUUGCAGACCGACUGUUAGCCCAGAAGAGAAUUAGAGCUGUUCCCUGAUAAAUCUGCUGCUAACCGUAGGCAAAGCAGUAACGAUUCCUCAGCAACGCAGAGCCGAGCUCCCGCCGUUGCUAGAUCCUGAGCUUGGCACAGUGGGAAUUUCCGAAGGUAAAUAGGAUCCGGUCCCUGCUUUCAGAGGAGAGCGUAGUCUGUCGAGGGAGUUACCGCAACCUAAAGUAGAAUGGAUUUGCCUGUGGAUGAGUGGAAAUCGUAUGUAUUUCGGAAAUGGUCUUUGCUUCCGAAGUCCAUUCAGGAUGCAGUUUCUACAGCAGAUACUUUAAGGGAUCUCUUUCUUCACUCCUCUUCACUUCUUCAACCUGAGGAUGAGAUGUUUUUGAAAAGUCUCUCUGGAGGUUACCUCGUGGGAAAGGACCCCAAUGCUCCCCCGUUCUACAGAGAAGAGGGAAACAAAAAAUUUCAGAAGAAGGAUUAUACGGGAGCCACAGUGCUGUACUCUAAGGGAAUAUCACAUGCAAGGCCUCACACUGCAGACAUUUCACUGUGUUAUGCCAAUCGCUCUGCGGCCCUCUUCUACCUGGAUGAGUAUGAAAUGUGUCUUAAAGACAUCACGAGAGCACAGAUGCAUGGGUAUCCGGAAAGUUUGCAACCCAAGGUGACGUUACGUAAGGUCGAAUGUCUGGUGACCCUGGGGAGACUACAGGAGGCAGGCCAGACCAUCAGGGAUCUUGAAAGUAGCUUUGCUGCCAAACCAACCCUAGCAGCUGCCCAGUUUCAAAUUCUGCAGAGAAACCUCUGUCGUCUGAAAAUGAAGGUAAAAGAAAGGGAGAAUCUCACAGCAACCUUCCCAGAAGUUGUAACAAAAGUCUUUGAGGAUAUGGACCUAAGGGAAGAGAAUGAACAGAUUGCCAGUGCGUCAUCUUCUGUCGGCCUACGCGUGGACCCUUUAAGAGGCCGCUAUCUGAUUGCCACAAAAGAUAUUCUCCCAGGAGAGCUCUUGGUGAAGGAGGAUGCUUUUGUGAGUGUCCUUAACCCGGGAGAAAGGCCACCACUACAUCAUGGCCUAGAGAGCAAGUGGGAUACCAGAGUUACCAAUGGGGACCUCUACUGUCACCGAUGUUUGAAGCACACUUUGGCCAUGGUUCCCUGUGAUGGAUGCAGCUAUGCCAAGUACUGCAGCCAUGAGUGUAUGCAGCAGGCCUGGGAUCUCUACCAUAAUAUAGAGUGUCCUCUAGGGGGGCUGCUGCUCGCACUGGGUGUCUUUUGCCAUGUCGCCCUGAGGUCAACUCUUUUAGCUAGAUUUGAGGAUGCAGGCAAAGUCCUAAAGAAGCUUUGUGGUGAGAUUAGUAACAAGGGCAUGUGUUCACCUGAAAGUGAGAAUCUGAUACAAAUGCUCAGUUCUGACGUAGGAGGGGAGAGUGAGAAAAAUGGCAAAGGAGUUAAGACCCCAGUUCCAGGAUGUGAUAUUAAUGGCAAAUAUGAAAAUAACUAUAAUGCUGUCUUCCACCUCUUGCCCCACACUGAAAACCAUAGCCCAGAAUACAAAUUCCUCUGUGCUCUCAGUGUGUCUGCGCUGUGCAAGCAGCUCGAAGCAGCCGAUUCCUCUAAGCCGGAAGCAGCAGUGCCUCCUGUUUUGUGUUCCGAGUUGAAUGUCUGGGGAGUGGCCAUGUUGAAGCAGAUGUUACAGCUGCAGUGUAAUGCUCAGGCAAUAACUACCAUUCAGCAAACAGCACUUUCAGGAUCUAAAGAGAACAACAUUACCGACAGCAGGCUGGUCCGCCUUGCCACGGGCAUCUUCCCUGUCGUCAGCCUCCUGAACCAUUCCUGCAGCCCCAACACCAGCAUGUCCUUCGUGAGCACCGUUGCCACCAUCAGGGCCUCGGAGAAGAUUGGGAAAGGGCAAGAGAUCCUCCACUGCUACGGGCCUCACCACAGCAGGAUGGGUGUUGCUGACAGGCAGCAGAAGCUGAGGUCCCAGUACUUCUUUGACUGCGGCUGCCCAGCUUGUCAGAAGGAGAAGCACAGAGCUGCUGUCGGGCCCCGAUGGGAGGCAUUCUGUUGUAGCCGUUGCGGAGCAGUCUUGCAGGGAGGGGAUGUUCUGAGCUGUGGCAGCACGUCCUGUACGGAAUCAGUCAGCAGGGAGCACCUCGUCUCCCGGUUACAGGACCUUCGGCAGCGGGUUGGGAGCGCCCGGAAUCUUCUCAGCAAUGGUCAACUAGAGCAAGCCAUUCAGCUGUUGUUGGUGUACCGACACGAUGCUGAGAACUUCCUGUCAGCAGAACACAGCAUGGUGGGAGAAAUGGAGGAUGCCCUGGCCCAGGCCUACGCUGCCUUAGGGGACUGGCAGAAGUCAGCUACGCAUCUGCAGAAGAGCCUCCGAGUGGUUGAGGUUCAGCAUGGGCCAGCCAGUGUUGAAAUGGGCCAUGAGCUCUUCAAACUGGCCCAACUCUUUUUCAAUGGGUUUGCAAUGGCAGAAGCACUGCACACAGUCCAGAGGGCAGAAAAGGUUCUGAUGGUGCACUAUGGCCCUUGCAGUGACGAGAUCCAGGAGCUACAGAAGAUGAAAUCUUGUUUAAUGGACUCGCCACCCUUCUCAUUGGGGCCUUCAGUGUAGGAUCCCAAGGUUUUCUUCAGAUAGUUACCUACCCUCCUGUAAAAACUCCCAGUUCCCAGAAAAGACUUAAAACUAGUGUCUGGAGAGCCAAAGCCCUUUAAAAUGAUUUUAGCUGAUCUACAGGCAUCUGGAUGUUAGCCUGGGGUUUUGGCUAGAGUGCAUCUCACUAAAUGAUGAUAGUCUGUUUCCCUAGAACAUUCCUGUGGUUUCUAGUAGUAAUGAAAUGUUAUGUACCACUCUAGUGGGAACUUACGCUCUUAGUAGUUGUAGUUGAAAAAUAAUUAUAAAGCAAGAAAUCACUGAGACUCCUUACCUCUAGAGACACCAUUUCGUACGUGGUAUAUAGCUUUCUCGAAUCCUUUGUUAAAACUGGUGCAGUGUAAAUUGUGACUAGAGAAAAUAAGUAUGAGGCCACUUUAUUGUUGGGCAAUCUCUUCCCGGGAUGGCAACUCUAAAUUUGUCUCUUGCCAGUUUUCCAGUCCUUAUUAUCUGCCUCUCCUUCUGUACUCUUGGCAGACGUGCUGACCAAACACUAAUAGAAUCAAGCUUAUAGUAAUGACAUGCGGGUCUCCUUUCUCCUGAAAAGAGAAUCCCUUCUGCCAGACCUUCCCAGGCUGGCAAAUGAAAUAAAAACUGUGUAAGUCCUGAGCCAUAUGAGGGGGACUUCAGAAGAUGCGAGAGAGCGUAGACAGUGCUGCUUGUGGUUUCAAACUCGAGCGGCAGAAGGGAGGGAUGAUAGGUCUUUUCUGCCUGGAUGUGUAGAGCGAUAGUCUAGAUUUCCUUCCUGGCCAGAAGGCUGGCAGACUCUGUUCUGUACCCUGGUUGCCGUAUCACCGUCCAUGACCGAGUGGUUCCAGUGAGUUAGCGGAAAGGAACGUCAGGUCCACGCUGCUUCUAGAGCUUGCCCUCCCCAGGCAGUCCCCUCUGCUGGCCUCAGCACAGUAAUCAGGAAAUGAAUAGCCUGAAGAUGUCUGGCAGUAGCUUUUCAGGAAACCGAGUGUUUAGAACACAGGUUACGUUCAAACGUGUGAAUGAAGGUCAGGCAGGAUCUCAUUGAUUCUUCUUACUACUAAUUCACUGUGGCAAGGCAGUGGCCAGUGAGAUUUUUGUUUUCAUAGAGAAAUUUUUCUUCUUGAAAGUGUAGUCCUAAGGACAGUUCUGUAUUCUGUUCCAAAUGCUUGUCAUGUUUCGUGUUCCUAAAAAAUGGUCCUGUUAAUACUCUGUAAAAUAGGCAUGCCCCCUUAAAAGGAAUGUGUUUAGAAUUUUCACACGUCAGGUCCCAUUUUAGGUGUACUUGGGAGCUUUCCUUAAAUGCUUUACAAAACAUUUCCUUAAGUUACAAAUUACCUCUCUUAUCUGUCCGUGUGUUAUCCUGUGUUGUGACGUGAUAUUAGCUUGACUGGGGGAUAUCUGUGCUUGCAUGAAAAGCUAAAGUUUUGGGGUGCUUGGGUGGCUCAGCCGGUUGGGCGUCUGCCUUCGGCUCAGGUCACGAUCCCAGGGUCCUGGAUCAAGCCCCAUGUCUGGCUCCCCACUCAGCGGGGACCCUGCUUCUCCCUCUC